AACUCUUGGAUAUUGCUUGGGACAUUAUUGUAUAAGCGAACACAAAUACCUUAAAAUGAAUAAUUGUUUUUGUAAGCCUAGUAGCGAGUUUUCUUGUAUUGCUGCCACAGCAUGAAACAUGCUUUAAUACAAAAAAUCUCAUCUGCCAAAUCAGAAAUCAGUUUUAAUUACACAUUAUAUUUCAACUUUCAUUUUUAUCCGUAAAAUACUAUAACAGACGACUUUUUCUCUAAGAAAUGAACAUCAGCCCUAAAUAGGUGUUAGACAUGCGCGGGAAAUAUUCGCUGAUCUUCAAUUCAAUUUAAAAAAAAAUAAGAAGUAUGUUUUUUUACUGCUUCAGUAAAUAAUUUAUUAAAUGACAAAUAUUAUUACUGUAAGUCUUCCGGUAGAUAAGAUAAGUGAAAAGAUUUAAUUAAACUCUAUAAAUAAUAGUUAAAUCAUACCUAAUACCUUAUCAUCUAUGCAGAUUACUUUAAAACCCGUGUUUCUGUAAAGCAAUCUGUAAAAGUAGAAAAGGAUUUUUUUAGUUAAAAGGUUAUUUAUAAAUUUUUACGCGUACCUACAGCAUUAAAUGUUAUCAUUAGAACAAGUAAUUGAACAUUUAGGGAUCUCUCUUAUAGAUAAUUAUAAAAAAAAUCCCUGUAAGUAUUUCUGCCACUUUAUUCUCGAAUGAAGUAAACAGAUAUUUGAUAUUUCAAACGAAUAAUAAUGAACUUCAAACAGAAACAAUCUCAUUUGGGGGUCGAAUUGAUUAGACCAUUCCACUAGACAGUAAUCGAUUUUAUAUAAAAUAAAUUUUAUGCCAAAAUUUGCAUCGCAAUCAGUGGUUAGUUCAGGCUUCCUAUGGAAAAAAUGUUUGGGUAAACGGCAUCAGGUGUUACCUAACACAGAAUCCAAUGUCGGUGAAACCGCCACCUCGUCACGCUCCGAUGAGCGGAACAUUGUUGGCGACACCUUGUUUGAUUUACGCUUUCGGUUUCGGCAGAAUCAAGUAAAAUUAUCGAUUUUAAUACAAAUCAUCGCAAUCGAUAAGUAUCGAGCAUAGUAAUUUAUAAUCACAAUAUUGAUACUACUUACGUGUGAUUGGUAAGUCGCAGAGGAUUUUCUGAUGGACUUCUGUUUGCUCCGCCUACAGAAGACAGAGUCAUGUAGGUACACUUAAAGUUGAUUGAAAAAACAAAUCGUGAUCGUCAUCGUCAUCCAUCCCACCCUCACCUUAGUAGUUCUUAAUAGAAGAGCAACACGACACGAAGUAGUUAACGAUAUAUUGGUUAUUAUCAAUUUUAUGACUUCAGUCCCGGCAGUCAAACAUGAGACCGGCUCAACAGUAUGUGCAUGGAUACUGCUUAACAUGAAGUUGUGUUUAGUCAUUUACUUCGUCGUCUGUAUGUAUAAAAAAACCUGUAGAAGGUCGGCAAAACCUUGAUAAUUUUCUAGUGCGCUAAAGCUUUUGUAAUAUUUCAAAAAGGGUUAUAAAUGAAACAGUGUUUCGUUAAUGGUUGUCACCAUUGUUUGGCUCCACACUUCAGCGUGAAACUAUUUAUCUUUCGUUGAUAAUAGAGUUUGUUGACAAGACUAACCCAAAAUUAUGUUCACAAUAUGUAGGUCGGCGUAAGCUAGAGACCGUGGUAUUGACAGUUCUUAUCACUGUUCACAUUUGAUAAUGAAGAUUACGAUGGAAUCUACAGUAAGAAGACCCCUUCGCUUCAAUGCACUCUAGAAAAAGUGUUUAUUAUCCAAAACGUAACUCCUUGUUUUUCUUUUGAUUAAUAAUGUUAUGAUAAGAAUGAGUCACCUACGUGACUAAUACCGAAAGAUCACGACCUCUAUAUCUUAAGGUAGUUAACAUGUUUGAAAUAUAUAUAAGCAAGCUUAUUCAUCGAAUUAAAUUAAUAAAACGUUUUUUUAUUUGUUACAGAUAGCGGUGCAGCUAUCAUAUCGUCAAAGCAAUAGAUCAAUGUAGUAUUUUGGAAGCCUUUAACCGAAUUUUGGUUAAGAGAGAUUUCUUAUUUUGUAAAUGACGUAUCCGUCCUUAUAGAGCAGAAUUAUAUUUUUGAUAGAAAAUUUUAUUAGUAAUAAAUGAGUCAGCGUGAAAGCAGAGCGAGCUUAUCGAGCAAUAUGACGGUGAUCAGUAUGAGGGUAGGCGUGAGAUUGCUGUGGACGGCCGUGGUGGCGCUAGUAUUCUUCACCAGGAGCAGCGCGGCACCGACCUUCGGGACCACCGACAAGGCGAUGAUGUACCUAGCGCAGUACGGAUACCUCAGUCCGUCCGUAAGGAACCCCUCCAGUGGCCACAUCAUGGAUGAGAGCUCGUGGAGGCGCGCCAUUGCCGAGUUCCAGAGCUUUGCCGGUUUGAAUGCGACAGGCGAAAUAGAUAAAGAGACUGCUGAUACUAUGUCAUUGCCCAGGUGUGGUGUGCGAGAUAAAGUGGGUUUCGGGGAAAGCCGUGCCAAACGAUACGCGUUACAAGGUUCCAGAUGGCGUGUGAAGAAUCUAACGUACAAGAUCUCCAAGUACCCGAGUAAGUUGAACCAUGCCGAAGUGGAUGCUGAGCUUGCGAAGGCGUUUUCAGUGUGGUCUGACUAUACAGAUCUCACCUUCACACAGAUGAGAACCGGCCAGGUGCACAUUGAAAUCAGGUUUGAGAAGGGAGAGCAUGGCGACGGUGAUCCUUUCGAUGGCCCCGGUGGCACCUUGGCCCAUGCGUAUUUCCCUGUUUACGGCGGUGAUGCUCACUUUGAUGACGCUGAGAUGUGGACGAUCAACUCUCGACGAGGAACAAAUCUCUUCCAGGUGGCCGCUCACGAGUUCGGCCAUUCGCUGGGUCUAUCACACAGUGACGUACGCUCUGCCCUGAUGGCUCCCUUCUACAGAGGAUACGACCCUGCCUUCCAGUUAGACCAGGACGAUAUCCAGGGUAUUCAGGCUCUGUACGGCCACAAGUCGCAGACGGACAUAGGCGGCGGUGUUGGCUUAGGCGGAGGUGCGCCGGUGCCCCCGCGCGCCACCACGCAGCAGCCUUCCGCCGAGGACCCCGCGCUCUGCGCCGACUCUAAGUUCGACACCAUCUUCAACUCCGCCGACGGAGGCACUUUCAUAUUCAAAGGUGAACACUAUUGGCGAUUGACCGAAGACGGUGUAGCCGCCGGCUACCCGCGGCUCAUAUCGCGCUCUUGGCCCGGCCUACCCGGCAACAUCGACGCCGCUUUCACUUAUAAGAACGGCAAGACUUACUUCUUCAAAGGCUCCAAGUACUGGAGGUACAAAGGGCAGAAGGUCGACGGGCAGUAUCCUAAAGAAAUUAGCGAAGGUUUCACUGGUAUUCCUGACAAUCUCGACGCUGCUUUAGUCUGGUCUGGCAAUGGCAAGAUAUACUUCUACAAAGGCUCGAAGUUCUGGAGGUUCGACCCAGCUCAGCAGCCACCAGUCAAAUCCACAUACCCCAAGCCGUUGUCCAACUGGGAAGGCAUUCCGGAUGGCAUCGAUGCAGCUCUGCAGUACACUAACGGAUACACUUACUUCUUCAAGGGUGGUCAAUACUGGCGGUUUAAUGACAGAACUUUCAGUGUGGACUCAGAUAACCCAGCGUUCCCUCGGUCCACGGCGUACUGGUGGCUGGGCUGUAGCAGCGCGCCCAAGGGCACAGUCGGAGGUGUAAAAUCAUCCGCUCCCAGAUCAUUCUUCUGGUUCAGGAAAUAACCUCGGUGGAGUGUUCCUGAACAUUGUAUAUAGAGAAAUUGCAUAAAGAACAAAGACUCAAUUAGUAAAUAGGAGAAUAUAUGCGAAUACCAGUGAGAUUAUAGACAUAAGCGGUGAUUUUAGAACCGGCGGGCUUGUCACACGCUGCCUUGAUCAGCGUUCAGUCAGGCGGGGCUAGACUGUAAUAGGUUGAUCGUGGCUCCGACCCGC
Molecule: messenger RNA, 3909 nt
Organism: Chilo suppressalis (striped riceborer)
Lineage: Eukaryota; Metazoa; Arthropoda; Insecta; Lepidoptera; Crambidae
Source: the annotation of a GenBank genome assembly